This is a messenger RNA of Chelmon rostratus (copperband butterflyfish), 2068 nucleotides long. It is a transcript of the gene bicdl2l, whose product is annotated as bicaudal-D-related protein 2-like. The coding region runs from base 195 to 1541 and encodes 448 amino acids. NCBI's taxonomy places the organism in Eukaryota, Metazoa, Chordata, Actinopteri, Chaetodontiformes, Chaetodontidae. Gene Ontology annotation, biological process: Golgi to secretory granule transport; vesicle transport along microtubule. The transcript has 6 exons. The record is from RefSeq and is a predicted model, not a curated record.
UCACAUCGUGUCAUGCUGUAUCCCUGUGAGGACGCACGCCGUUCAGGAAAAACGAGUUUGGAGACAUUCUCUUUGUCAUCCUCCCUCCUCCUUGUUUUGCUGUCUUCCUCUCGCUCUUUCAUGUUAACACUUGACAGUAUCUUCAGGUGGCUGAAUUGAUUCUACCUCUGCCUGCGACGUCUACCAGGCUGAUCAUGGACUACUCUCAGUCUUUCUCAGACCUCAACGAGAGGCUGAGACCUCGAUUCACCACCAGCCACCAGCUCUACUCCUCUCUGAACAGGCUGGAGCUCAGACAGUCUUACUCGCUCAGGAGCUUACCUACAACUUACCGGCCCACAAUUCUGCCAACAAAACCAGAUCCAGAGGAACCCCAGGAGGAUUUGGUCUCUGAUGUUCCAGAAGGUGGACAUGGUGCAGAUCCGCUGCCCUUUGACAACUCGUGCCUCAUCACUGAGUUGAAUUUGAAAGAUGAGGGUGACGAGGAGCUGGUCGACGAGGAUGGCAGCACCUCGUCAACCAAGGAGGGAGACGUUCAGGGUGAGCUGACCUCAAAGGAGACAGGUGAUUCCUCGCAGUCAGCAGCCGGGGAAGGUGGGAGCUCCAUCCAGAGGAGCUACGUAGAUGGGACUCUACCAGACCUGAUCAGGAGCGGCAGGCCGCUCGGCAGACGCCGGACACUGGGCCACUUCUCAGACACGCUUAAAGAAGUGCGCAGGGAGGUGGAGCUGUCUCGGAGACGGAGCAUCAAGCUGAAGGCCCAGGUUGACAAACUGCAGGAGAGCAGAGAAGGAGUGGGAUGGAGCCAACACAGAGAGAGGGUCACAGAGGAGGUUCUGUCCGUUCUGCGGCUGCUGCACCCGCUGACGGAGCCCGAGUCCGGCCCGCCCGAGCCCCCUCGUGGGGAAAACCAGCUGGACGCUGCCCUGGCCCAGCUGAAGGAUGUGGCCCGCAGACUGGCGAUCAUCCACACCGAAGAGGUCAAAUCUGGAAAAGGAGCGGAGGACAGUGCCGUUCUCCAGCAGGCCCUGUGUGACAGAGACGAUGCCAUAGAGAAGAAGAAGGCGAUGGAGGCCGAGCUGCUGCGGAGCAAAACAGAGAUGAUGCUGCUGAACAACCAGCUGCUGGAGGCCGCACAGAAGCGCCUGGAGCUGUCGCUGGAGGUCGAGGCCUGGAAGGAGGACGUCCAGCUGAUCCUCCACCAGCAGCUGCACAGUCAGCAGCAGGCAGAGCAGGCCCAGAGGAAGCCCACCCGCCUGGGCAUCCUGAGGAGAAACAACAGAGCGCCCAUGCAGCGGCCGUCCAACAUCUCUUCGCCUGCACCGGCCCCUCCCUCGACCAACUCCAGCCAAAUCUUCGUCUCCAGAUCUGCAGUUUCUGCUCCUCCGACUGCCAGCACGCCUCCCGCUGCCGGCACCCAACGCAACUGGAGGGACAAGCUGAGGAUGGGCAAGACCAGUCGUCAAGGAGACCAGGAUGCAGCGGGGCAGGAGGCAGAGUCGGGCAGGGGUGAUGGCUUCCAGGUUGUUCCACUCGAUUGAAACAAUGACCACUUUGCACUUUGAGUAUGUUCAUUCUGAUGCACUAAAGUCCCCCUCCACUCCACUGUGGGGGUUUUCUUACCGUCACUUGGAUGAUUGAGCUUCGCUGUGCAGCUUGCUGCAUAGCACAUGACUAGUUUUGAACCAAUCAUGGUUCAAUAUGCUACUUACAUAUAUGUUGCUUACUUCCAUGCAUGUAUACAGAGAACGGACUCUUUAUUUUUGAAAUGAACAACAUUUAGUCAUGAAUUCUGGAUUUUUCACAGUGAGGAAUUUAAAGAGUUUUUGAGGUAACUGAACUUUUUUGUGGGAAAAACCACAUCAGACACAAAUUAUUAUUACAAGCCGGCUCUUUGACUCAUUUACUGUAUAUAAGAAAUACAUGAUUAUGAAUGUAUGCCAUGUAUUUUUUAAAAUUCUGUUAAGCCUAACACUUAAUUUCCUGAAUAGCGUUAGUUGUCAUGUUGUAAAUAAAUGAUAUUCUUAUGCAGAAUCUCCUUCAAAUCUCCUGCUGAGUCAGAUUGCGC